Anguilla rostrata (American eel) is the source of this 3659-nucleotide messenger RNA. RefSeq names its product gap junction protein, alpha 5a (gene gja5a). Gene Ontology annotation, cellular component: connexin complex. Gene Ontology annotation, molecular function: gap junction channel activity involved in atrial cardiac muscle cell-AV node cell electrical coupling. Bases 363 to 1454 code for a protein of 363 amino acids. The transcript has 2 exons. Gene Ontology annotation, biological process: cell-cell signaling; atrial cardiac muscle cell to AV node cell communication by electrical coupling; heart development. NCBI's taxonomy places the organism in Eukaryota, Metazoa, Chordata, Actinopteri, Anguilliformes, Anguillidae. The record is from RefSeq and is a predicted model, not a curated record.
GAAAUGUUGCAGGAGUGCCCUAAGGCUCACACUGUCCCCAGCCAAAGAUCACAUUUAUACCCUCAACCACCAAACACUGAGAACAGUGUACAACAGCAGCUUAUGCUUACAUCAGCAACCACCCCCUCCAAACACACACACACGCACACACACACACACACAGACACACACACACACACACACCAACGCAUACACUUAUCCAGCGUCAUUGCGUUCCACCACUCAAGGACUUUCUCGUCUUUCCUUGGAAGUUUGUGGGCACAUUAAACCUUGUUCCUGAGACAGGACCCCCUGCUGCAGUGUGAGCCUCAUCUCAGCUCCAGCCUGACAGGCUUGUUCUUCAGAGGAAGGCGUGAGCAGUGAUGGGUGAUUGGAGUCUCCUGGGAAACUUCCUUGAAGAGGUGCAGGAGCACUCGACUUCGGUGGGCAAGGUCUGGCUGACCGUCCUCUUCAUCUUCCGCAUCCUGGUCCUGGGCACGGCGGCGGAGUCCUCCUGGGGCGAUGAGCAGUCGGACUUCAUGUGUGACACCAAGCAGCCUGGCUGCGUCAACGUGUGCUACGACAAGGCCUUCCCCAUCGCCCACAUCCGCUACUGGGUCCUGCAGAUCGUGUUCGUCUCCACCCCCUCCCUCAUCUACAUGGGCCACGCCAUGCACACGGUCCGCAUGGAGGACAAACGGCGCCAGAGGGAGCAGGAGCAGGGUGGGGAAGGGGGCGGAGCUGAGGAGAAGGGCUACCUGGAAGAGAGGGAGGCUGGGAAGGCCGAGCCCUGGGGAAAGAUUCGCCUGAAGGGGGCGCUGCUGAAGACGUACGUGCUCAGCAUCCUGAUCCGCACCGUCAUGGAGGUGACCUUCAUCGUGGUGCAGUACAUGAUUUACGGGAUCUUCCUCAACUCUCUCUACCUCUGCGAGGCCUGGCCCUGUCCAAACCGGGUCAACUGCUACAUGUCCCGCCCCACUGAGAAGAACGUCUUCAUCGUCUUCAUGCUGGCAGUGGCGGGAGUGUCGCUCUUCCUGAGCGUAGUGGAACUCUACCACCUGGCCUGGAAACAGUCCAAAAAGUGCCUGAGGGCCUAUGCUGCCUCCCACGCCCUGGACAGCACACCCUCUAUGGUGGUGCAAGUUUCCCCAGAGACCAGUGCGCCACCCCACACCUCCUGCACUCCGCCCCCUGACUUCAGUCAGUGCCUGGCACCGCCACCCGCUCACACCCACCCCAACUGCCACCCCUUCAACAACAGGAUGGCCCACCAGCAGAACUCUGCCAACCUGGCGACCGAACGCCGCCACAGCCACGGCAACCUGGAGGGGGAGGACUUCCUGGAGAUGAGCUCUGUGGAGGGGGCAGAGACUCCAGCUCCGCUGCUCCACGCCACAUUCCUCAAAGACAAGCGCCGGCUCAGCAAGACCAGCGGCUCCAGCAGCCGUGUGCGGCCCGACGACCUGGCCGUGUAGGCCCAGAACCUGGUUUAGGGAAAAGAGAAAAAAGAGAGAGGGCGGGAGGUAUGGAGGAAGGGAGGUAAAGAAAGAUGGAGGGGGGCAAUAUAGAGGGAGUGAGGGGGAGAGAGAGGGGAGGGGAGUGGAAAGGGGAGAGAGAUAGAGAAAAAGGAAAUGAGAAUCUGGCUGGGAUAGAAUAAAGAAAACCCAGCUAGACACAGAGAGCAAGAGAGAGAGAGCGAGAGAGGCUGUGAUUCAAGGCCCUACAAGGUGUUGACUGAGGUUCUCUUGCCCUGUGUCGGAGUGCACUUUAGUUCUGAUACCCCUUGAGCAGGUGCUCACUGUGUGCUGAGAAUGGGGACACUGUGAAACAGGCUGUGCUGUUGUACACUUUCAGAUGUCUACACAAAAAAAGAGACUGAGAAUAUUAGUUUAAAACUGUGUGAAAAUUACUUGUUUGAUGUGAGAGUGAACCAAUUGUUUGUAUCACGUCAUGGCACUGCAUUAUAUUAUAUUACCUUAGAGCCUUGAAAUGCCAGAUUGUCUUUCAAGUUGGUUCUUUUCUUAGCACUAAAAUCUUUGAGCUGGAGGACAAAUGCUGAUCUUUUACCACUGAGACCUAGGGGUUUAAGUUGUUUGGGAUAGUUUCUCCUAACUUACAUUUAUUUUCACAUUGUAAGAACAACACAUCACAUCCCUCAACAGGCACAAACCAGCUGCUGAACAGCUCUAUAUUUAUCCCCCUCACUCAUCCAAUGUAACAAGUGUUUGACACCCUGGUAUCAGUGACUGUAACCGUUACGUAUCUCCACCCAGUGUUAAGCCACUUUGCUGGAGGCUGUGGCAUGUCAGAAGACCACGUCCUAUGACACUAUGAAUGGCAAUGCUAUGAAUAAGACUUGCGGUCUGGCCGGAAAGUUGGGCUGCCUGGGACACACUGAUUUGUCUAAGCCUGUCACCACGAGCUGUCAGAAGCAAAGCAUGGAAAACAAUGUGAAAAGGGCACCCAGGGGUUAAAUGGCAACGCAUCUCCAAUAGCCCCGUCCUAGAAAAGAGCCCCUGCAGCUGUUAUUGUGUUGAGGUUCAUAUCACACAAACAAAAAUAUAUCUUAUAUAAAUAUAUCUCAAAGCACAGCUAUUAACUGCAAUAGCACAACGUCAUUCAUCCCCAGUUGUUCUGUUUUUAAAUCACAAGAUACUUGAGGGUUUUCUGAACUGAAGUCAUGAGAAACACAAAAUGAGUCAUUCCUUCAGAGCCAGAACUAAAGCACUGUUAUUCCACUGUAGCUUCUCUCAUAAACAGCACUAAAUCUGAAAUGAGACUUACCGACUUCCACGUGCAAUUCCUGACCAGUAUGGUUGUUGCAAACCUUCUGACCAAAAUUGUAUGUGUGUGCGUGUGCAUGUGUCUGUGUGUGCGUGUGUGUGAAUAAUGAAGAAAGAAUAAGUCAGUCAGCACAUAGGAAGUAAAGUACAAUUGAAUUCUGUUGGUUUAGCCGACAGUAAAUUAUACAAAAUAGUACCAAGCCUUAGGCAGUUUUUUGUAAAACAAUUAAAGUACAUAUCUAUUGUUUCAAUGUUUUUAUAAGCAUAUGAUUGUCAGCCAAAAGCAAGAAGAAUGCAGCCAAACUGUUUAACUGUUCAAUAUGGAUGUUUGAUUGCUCAUUAAACAAGUAUAGUAUCAUAUCCUGCCUCCAACUUGAAAAGACAUAUGACUGUGUGCUAGGUGACUGUAUCCAAAUGCUCUAAAUGCAUUUGUUCUACUAAACUUUUCCCUCAUAAGGAUACAUUGAUAAAUUAUUUUAAGUUCGAAGGGUUAGGGGGCUAUGCAGACAAUAGUAUAUAAAUCACUUUGCACUACAGCUGCAAGCACAUUUGGAUUUUCAUAUGGCACAGGUUGUAUCAUCCAUUGCCACAUGUUGAUAACAUUUCUCUUUAAAAUCUUCCAAAUCUUUUCUUUUCUAAUUGACACUAGGUUGUUUUUUUUAUUUUUACAUGAAUCUGCUCAAUUUUAAUAUUACAUUGCACAAAUGUGUGGAUGUUUUUAAAUUGUUUGUUAGUUUUUGUAUCAGUUUUAUAAACUGAUUACAGAGAAAGGCAUUGUUGCAGAUCGGUUUAUGCAGAUAUCUGUUACUAUAUAAACAAUCUGUCAUGGCUUAAAGCUAAAAAGGAAAAACCACAAUGCUUACCGCAAUAAAGAUCUGUCAAUUUCUGCACAGUGAA